Messenger RNA from Aaosphaeria arxii CBS 175.79, 1361 nucleotides. RefSeq lists its product as uncharacterized. The transcript is spliced from 2 exons. Gene Ontology annotation, cellular component: plasma membrane. Bases 253 to 957 code for a protein of 234 amino acids. Gene Ontology annotation, molecular function: copper ion transmembrane transporter activity. NCBI's taxonomy places the organism in Eukaryota, Fungi, Ascomycota, Dothideomycetes, Pleosporales. Gene Ontology annotation, biological process: copper ion transmembrane transport; intracellular copper ion homeostasis. The record is from RefSeq and is a predicted model, not a curated record.
UAGACGCUAGCCUGUGUGGAGGUGAGGUGAUCAAUAUCGCCGCAAACUUGCUCAUAUAAUUCCGAACCAACAUGGUCCACGCCGCCAUAUACCUUGGCGGAGUAUCUUUGCUCAGGAUCAUGUAAAACCUCUUCCCCCUUCAAUUGUGGCUAUUUUCACGGUAUGCUAUCACUAGUAUCUAUCCUCUUCAUAAUCGACUAUCUACGACUAUCUUCACACCAAAACGUCGAGCACGGGGACCAUUAAAACUAUAUGGAUACACUUACAGCGAUGAAACAUGCCGAAUCAUCAUCUUCUAUCCUUCCGUCGCCUUCGGGGUCGAUGUCAAUGCCAGUGCCGAUGUCAAGUAUGGCUUCCACAUUCUCCGUGAACACCCACGUUACGCUUUGGUUCACGGACUGGACUACAACAACUCCUGGGGCAUAUUUCCUUACUGUCGUCUUUCUCUUCAGUUUAGGACUGUUCAAUCGUUUCCUUGGCGCAUUGAAAACCCAAUUGGAGAGAAAAUGGAAUAACACAACUACUAUUGCGUAUGAUAACGCAGUGCACAAGGAGUCAUCGAGUCCUAGCGAUCGAACAACGAGGGGCCACCUGAGAAAUUGGAGUCAGAUUCUUCGACCACACACAUCGCGGACAGUCAGUCGGGUUGAACAUGAGAUCGAACCACUUAGUCCUGGAGUUGCUGGGAUUGAAGCCAUAGAUCCCGCGGAAAGUCCCCGCUCUCAACCAAGGACAUUCUGGGUAGCGCGCGGUCGUUGGAGCUUGAAACGAGAUGGAAUCAGUGCAUUUCUAGAGUUUAUAAGGGCACUCGUUGGAUAUGUACUGAUGUUAGCUGUGAUGACAUACAAUGUCGGUUUUCUUUUUGCUGUAACGGGCAGCGUCUUGAUGGGCGAGUUGUUGUUCGGAAGGUAUACACAAGGUCCCAAAGGGUGGCAGGAGGGCGGCUGCCACGAAUGAUAGUUUGCAUUAUUGCUGUGCUACUGUCUUAUCGUAGUUUACAUGGCAAGAAAGUAAUGGUUGCUGUUCCAAAUGUAACAGGUGAAAUUCAAGAUAAGCCUGAACACACGGCUGGGAGCUGAACUAUGCUAUGCCCAUGUGUGCUUUUAUGGAGACCAUGUGAACACAUCUUUAUCACGAUCCAUUCUGUUUGAGGAUUCCCCGGUGCCGGUGUUGCCUCCUAUAGGCGAGAUGCUGGAGAAGUUAUUUUUGAAUGGUAUGUGAACAAACCAUUGACUCUUUUCCAAUGAAAAAUUAGUUCUCUUAAUGUACGAAAUUAUCAAUAAUAAUUUUGUUACAUAUGAAUGAGCUUUAGAACCGACAAAUUACAUAAAUGACAGAGAUAGCAACAUCAGAGAGUUUAC